Messenger RNA from Cyphellophora europaea CBS 101466, 2655 nucleotides. RefSeq lists its product as uncharacterized. Lineage: Eukaryota; Fungi; Ascomycota; Eurotiomycetes; Chaetothyriales; Cyphellophoraceae. Gene Ontology annotation, cellular component: endoplasmic reticulum; Golgi membrane. Gene Ontology annotation, molecular function: calcium ion binding; mannosyl-oligosaccharide 1,2-alpha-mannosidase activity. The record is from RefSeq and is a predicted model, not a curated record. The transcript has a single exon. The coding region runs from base 1 to 2655 and encodes 884 amino acids. Gene Ontology annotation, biological process: carbohydrate metabolic process; N-glycan processing.
AUGUUCCGUAUGCGACGUUUCCGCCUGUUUGUCCUAAUUACAGUCAUUCUGGUAGGCUCUGUAUACGAGCUCUACCACCUCAACAACUGGGAUGUUCCGGACUUGGAGAGUCUAGCCGGCUUGCACGGCUUCAAGAACGAUGGCCCUCAAGCCCCCGUGAACCCGGACCAGGGCGUGCCUGUGCCCGUACCUCCGCCAGCACCUCCUGCCUCAGGUCCUCCACCUGCUGAACCUGCUGCGCCCGAGCAACCUCCCCCAGCAGACCCCAAAGUCGAUGCCGCGCCACCAGCCGCGAAACCAGAAGAGCCAGAAACGCCGAAAAUAGAAUCAGCAAAGCCGGCCAAGCCCAGCAGCAGUGCGACGUCAACCUCCAUCGCCUUUGCGGCACAGAAGACCAUCACCGGCGAGGAGUUCCUAAAGAAGCAGCCCCAGGAUUUCGAACUAUCUCAGCAAGACCAGGGGCGCCUGGACGUCAAACCUUGGCCGCAAGACAAGCCCAAAGCAAGAUGGCACCCGCAGAGCGAACACUUCCCUGUGCAGAAGGUGAUUGGGAUGCCCCCAGGCGAGGCGCGAGCCCUGCCAAAGAUUCAGCACAGCUUUGGUUCGGAAUCUUCAACCACCAAGAAGGAUCGUCUCAUGAAGCAAACUGCCGUUCGUGAAGCGUUCAAGCAUGCUUGGAACGGCUACAAGACAUAUGCCUUACCUCAUGAUGAACUGAAGCCCCUCAGCAAUGACACUGCAGAUCCGUUCAAUGGGUGGGGUGCAACCUUGGUUGACUCGCUAGACACAAUGUGGAUGAUGGGUUUGCAGGACGAAUUUGAAGAGGCUGUCGGAAACGUCACGAAUAUCGACUUCAAGACGUCAACGCGAAAGGACCUUCCACUCUUCGAGACGACCAUUCGCUAUUUGGGAGGUCUGCUUGGUGCUUACGACAUUAGCCAGGCCAAGUAUCCAAUCUUGCUUGAGAAGGCUGUGGAACUCGCAGACGUUAUAAUGGGUGCCUUCGACACGCCCAACCGAAUGCCCAUUCCGUUCUACCAAUGGGCCCCUUCCUAUGCUUCGCAACCACAUCGAUCAAGUUCGCAUAUUGUCAUGGCCGAGCUGGGCUCUUUAGCUGUCGAACUCACGAGACUGUCGCAGAUCACGAAAGAGGAGAAGUACUACGAUGCCAUUGCUCGAGUGACCGAUGCCCUCGAGGAGUGGCAAGACAGCACGUCUUUUCCUGGAGUUUGGCCCGUGAAGCUGGAUUCAUCAGGAUGCAAGAAGCCCAAUUUUGACUCGGAUCAUUCGCUCGAUGGUUCAACAGCAAAGGGCAACGCUGGAGGUCUUGCUAAGCGCCAGAUGGACGACGCCCCGAAACAAGAACCUAAGACCGAGAAGCAGGAUAAGCCUGCAGCAGGUGAGGUGGGGAUCGAGGUGGGGAUCGGGGAGGAGCCGGCUGAAUCCGUUUCGCAUGGCGAAGACGAUGAGGAUACCUUCAGCAUCGAUUGCGUCAAGCAGGGUCUCGCACAUGAGCCCAACGCCAAGACGCACGUCUACAGUAUCGCCGCCAUGGCCGACUCAACCUAUGAGUACUUCCCCAAAAUGCACGCGCUGCUCGGCGGCCGUACUCCGCAGUAUCGCAACAUGUACCUCAACUCCAUGGACACGAUCCGCAAGCACUUCCUCUUUCGUCCAAUGAUCAAGGAUGAGAAGCGCGACGUUCGCUUUCUCGCCAAGCAGAAGAUCCGGCCAAACCCCAGAGGCAAUGAGAAGAAGAGGGAGACUGACUACGAGGGAACGCACCUUGGGUGCUUCGUUGGCGGAAUGUUUGCACUGGGGAGCAAAGUCUUUGACACUCCGUCCGAUAUGGAAAUGGCUGAGAAGCUCACUGACGGAUGCGUGUGGGCCUAUGAGUCCACGCCGCUAGGCAUUAUGGCGGAAGAAUUUCUACUUACACCCUGCGCGGACGAUAAAGAUUGCCCUUGGGACGAGAAGCGCUGGCACGAGCACCUGGAUCCUAACAAGCAAGAGCGUUUUGAAGCGGUGGAGCGGUACAACGCACAACAGAAGGCUUUGACAGAGGGUACAACGCCUUCCAGCGAAGAGAGACUCGACCCUGCGAGCAAGUCGAAGAGACAAGACAUGGGUGGCUCGAUCUCAAACCCCGCCCCCAGCAGGACAUUGAACGUGGAGGAUGAGCAUCAUGAAGAUGCAGGCUAUGGACACGCACAUGCUGCGGACUCGGGGGCGUAUUUCAUUCCUAAGGUCGCGCUUUCGCAUGAGAAAUACGUUGCCGCUCGAAUCAGCGAGGAGAGACUUCCCCCAUCGUACACGAAGAUCAAGAGCCGUGCAUACAAGCUACGGCCCGAAGCGAUCGAGUCAGUCUUCAUCAUGUACAGAUUGACAGGCGACCAGAAAUGGCGUGACAAGGGAUGGGCGAUGUUCCAGGCCGUCGAACCUGCGGCGAGAACUGGUGCCGGGCACGCCACGGUCAGGGAUGUCACUAGUCAGUUGGGCGAGGUGGAGGAUACUAUGGAAAGCUUCUGGCUGGCAGAAACGCUCAAGUAUUUUUGGCUGCUGUUUGCGGAAGAAGACGUGCUGAGUCUGGAUGAGUGGGUUUUGAAUACAGAGGCGCAUGGCAUGCGGAUACCCAAGGCUGGUCAGAUGGGUUGA